AGUGUGAUCCCCUUUUAGAUUUUUCUUCCUCCCUCUAUAUUCUUUCUUCUACUUUAGCCCUACACAAUAUAAACUCACCACAAGGCAUCACCUCUACUAUAAAGAACCAAGAACCUACAUUACCAACUUCAUUCACAGAGAAAUGAAUCCAAUGUUUGAUAGGGAAUGUAGUAGUGGAUGUGAAUCUGGUUGGACUUUGUAUUUAGACCAUGAAGAUUCUUUUCUUUCUCCAUUUCCAUCUCGAAAGAGUGGAGAUGAUUCUGUCAAACAGGAUGAAGAUGAUUACGACGAGGAAGAUAUGUCGAUGCUGUCUGAUGCAUCCUCAGGGCCACCUCAUUUCCGCGAUGAGGAGUACUAUGGGAAUGAUUUGAGCAACAAUGGCUUCUUUGUUCAGACACAUAGUGAUGCUGCAUUGCCUAAGAACAAUGGCAAGAGGAAGAAAAACAGUGAAAAGCGGCGACAGAGAGUUCAGGAACAACAGCUUUCUUUUCUUGAUGACACGGCUAGUUCUCCAAUCUUCGAUGUUUCCAGUAACAACAUAGCACUCUCCAACAAUCAAGCUUCCACGGAGAAUAUGUUGGACUUCUCACAGGCUCACUCUUCGACUCAAUAUGAGGGCAAAACUAGUUUCCGCGAGCAUUAUGGUUUCUGCAAGUCUCCUGUAUCCGGAACAAAACUGCAGCAGAAUCAUUGGAUCGAGAGGAAUAGGGUGGGGAUGAGAUGAAGCUAAAAUCCGCAACACAUCUGCAGUUGCUGCUGCAGCAUAAAGAGGCUUGUCAAAGAUAGAAGGAUUUGGAUGUAAAAGCUCAAUCUUUUAUCUUGUUAAAUUUUCCUUCAGAGUUUCUGUUAAUGUGGUAGGAAACAAUCCGAGAGGAGAAAAAGUAGGGAAAUAAAUUUCCUGUUUUUCCGAAUUCAAUUUUCUUGUCGAUGAAUAGUUUCUGCAUAAGAAUAUUUAAGUUCUUUGUGAGCAAUCUCUUUGUGCAAUAAUGCAUUUUUCUUGUUCU
Molecule: messenger RNA, 1004 nt
Organism: Daucus carota subsp. sativus
Lineage: Eukaryota; Viridiplantae; Streptophyta; Magnoliopsida; Apiales; Apiaceae
Product: protein SOB FIVE-LIKE 5
Exons: 4
Coding region: 143-724 (193 amino acids)
Biological process (GO): cytokinin biosynthetic process
Source: RefSeq, a predicted model, not a curated record